Messenger RNA from Daktulosphaira vitifoliae (grape phylloxera), 1380 nucleotides. RefSeq names its product THO complex subunit 3 (gene tex). Gene Ontology annotation, biological process: mRNA export from nucleus. Gene Ontology annotation, molecular function: protein binding. The coding region runs from base 96 to 1073 and encodes 325 amino acids. Gene Ontology annotation, cellular component: THO complex part of transcription export complex. Lineage: Eukaryota; Metazoa; Arthropoda; Insecta; Hemiptera; Phylloxeridae. The record is from RefSeq and is a predicted model, not a curated record. The transcript has 6 exons.
CAUUCAGCAUAGUGUGACUUAUCUGUGGUUUGGUAGUCCGGUGUUAUUUGUAAUGGGUUUGUGUUGGUUUUAUAAAAACUUCUUUACAAAUUAACAUGAGUUAUUGGAAAAAUUUUUCCGUUGAUGCAAACGAACUGAAAGAUUACUUUAAAACACAUAAAGCGGUUAAAGAGUUUCAAGCUCAUUCAUCAAAAGUGCAUUCAGUCGGCUGGAGCUGUGACGGAAAACGUUUAGCAUCUUGUUCUUUUGAUAAGUCUGUUGCUACGUUUACUGUUGACAAAGACCGAUUGAACAAAGAAUAUACUUAUAAAGGUCAUGGUGGUAGUGUUGAUCAGUUAUGUUGGCAUAAAUCUAAUCCAGACUUAUUAAGUACAGCAAGUGGUGAUAAAUCAGUGAAAAUUUGGGAUGUUAGACAUCAAAAAUGUUCAAAUACUAUUCCUACAAAGGGAGAAAAUAUUAACAUAACAUGGUCACCUGAUGGUAAUACAAUUGCUGUUGGCAAUAAAGAAGAUUUAAUUACCUUUAUUGAUAUGCGUACAUUACAUACGAUUAAUGAGCAACAGUUCAAUUUUGAAGUUAAUGAAAUGUCAUGGAAUAAUGAAAGCGAUUUAUUCUUUCUAACUAAUGGUUUAGGUUAUGUUUAUGUGUUAAGCUUUCCAGACUUAGUACAGCAUCAUAUUGUUAAAGCCCAUCCUGGAACUUGUAUUUGUAUUGAAUUUGCUCCAAAUGGCCAAUAUUUUGCGGUUGGUUCUGCAGAUGCAUCUGUAUCAUUAUGGGAUUUGGAAAAUUUAGCAUGUAUUCAAACGUAUAAUAGGUUGGAUUGGCCAGUACGUGCAAUUAGUUUUUCAUAUGAUGGGAAAAUGUUAGCUUCAGGUAGUGAAGAUUUAUACGUUGACAUUGCUGAUGUAACUACUGGGGAAAAAAUAACUGAUGUACCUAUUGAAGCUGCAACAUUCACAGUUGCAUGGCAUCCUAAACAAUAUUUACUAGCAUUUGCAUGUGAUGACAAAGAGCAAUUUGAUAGAAAAAGAGACACUGGUAAUUUAAAAGUGUUUGGUUUCAAUUCCGAAUAAUUAGAUAAUUAAAAUUUUAUUAUUAAAUAUGUUCAUGUAUUAUUCUUAUGUAAUAUUUUAUACUACAAAAACAAAUGAUAUAUUCAGGUUGUUCAGUAUGUAAGGAAACAGGUCACUUGUUAUAAAUAAUAAGAACAAUAGAAACCCAUUUCCUUACUUACUGAACACCUUAAAUAUAUACUAUGAUUAAUUUUUUUAUGUUCAUUAUUUGGUAAUAUUUAAAACUACAUGACUUAUAUGCUUAAGAUAUUUUCUUAAUAAAAAGAAACUGAUAUAAAUUAUAAAUAAAAAUUUGGUAAUAAAUUAA